This is a messenger RNA of Humulus lupulus (European hop), 1106 nucleotides long. RefSeq lists its product as uncharacterized. The record is from RefSeq and is a predicted model, not a curated record. Gene Ontology annotation, molecular function: rRNA (guanine-N7-)-methyltransferase activity. Gene Ontology annotation, biological process: rRNA processing. Lineage: Eukaryota; Viridiplantae; Streptophyta; Magnoliopsida; Rosales; Cannabaceae. The transcript has 7 exons. Bases 103 to 945 code for a protein of 280 amino acids. Gene Ontology annotation, cellular component: cytoplasm; cytosol.
GUCCAGUCUGUUUUCUCUGAAGCCCAACUCUGAAGCCCAACUUCUUGUUAUUCAGACGUUAACUAAAUAUUUGGGAGUUUGUCCGCUGAAUCGCGCGCCAAAAUGUUGGUUAGGCAGAGUGUAGUUCCCCUUUCUCUUGUGACUUUCUUCAAACACCUUCCGACUCUGAAGCCGACGACGUUUUCUCCACGCAUAGUCAAACGAAGAACCUUAUCUACCUCCAGAAUUCUGAGCUCUUCUUACUUCGAAACUCUAAGUUCCACUCAGAAGGUUCAAAUCCAUCUAUACGUUGACGUUCUUCUUCAAUGGAACCAGAAAAUGAAUUUGACAGCCAUUAAAGAGGUUAACGAAGUCAUGGAAAGACAUGUGGAGGACUCGCUUGCUGUCAUAACUCCCAUACGAAACUCUUACAUCUCUCAUUGUAGCUCUUCAUGCAAUAACCUUAAACUUGUUGAUGUUGGGAGUGGUGCCGGUCUUCCUGGAGUUGUUUUAGCGAUUGCUUGCCCUGGUUGGGAAGUUACCCUUAUGGAGUCUAUGAACAAGCGUUGUGUUUUCUUAGAGCAUGUGGUUGGCCAGAUUGGUUUGUCAAAUGUUAAAGUUGUGAGAGGAAGAGCGGAGGAUUUGGGGCAGAAUCAUUGCUUCAGAGAGCAAUUUGAUGUAGCAGUUGCCAGAGCAGUUGCUGAAAUGAGAAUCUUAGCCGAAUACUGUCUUCCUCUUGUUCGUAUUGGUGGCUUGUUUGUAGCUGCCAAGGGCCACGAUCCUGAGGCAGAAGUUAUGAAUGCAGAAAGAGCAAUUGGAAUGAUGGGUGCAUCCAUUUUGCAAGUAUGCUCCGUGGAAUCUCAAAGUCCACAUGGACAGAGAACUGCUGUUGUAUGUCUGAAAGCGCGUCCUACACCAAGAAAGUAUCCUCGUGAUCCAGGUACACCAGCAAAAAUUCCACUGUAAAUUAUUUGUACGAGUAUUUUUUUCAAAAUCAUUUUAGCUGUAACUAUUCCUUCCCAUCCUUAUUUUUUUUGUGUGAUAAUUUGUACCCUGAAGAUGCCAAAUUUUCCCUUUUGUAAUGUGAGUAAUUUUAAUUGAAGCAAUGAGACUUACCUUUUCAUCAA